Syzygium oleosum is the source of this 2497-nucleotide messenger RNA. RefSeq names its product probable boron transporter 7. Gene Ontology annotation, biological process: monoatomic anion transport; transmembrane transport; monoatomic ion homeostasis. Gene Ontology annotation, cellular component: plasma membrane. The coding region runs from base 159 to 2165 and encodes 668 amino acids. Gene Ontology annotation, molecular function: solute:inorganic anion antiporter activity. NCBI's taxonomy places the organism in Eukaryota, Viridiplantae, Streptophyta, Magnoliopsida, Myrtales, Myrtaceae. The transcript has 14 exons. The record is from RefSeq and is a predicted model, not a curated record.
AGAAACGACACAUUCUCUUCUCCCCUGGAGAAAAGCUCCGAACGUGACUGAGGUCAACAAAGACAACAGUCACAGUCUCGGUCUCCUCCAAGCAUUCUUAAUCUCUGCUGCCCGAGAGAGAAGCACAGACAGGGAGCUACAGAGAAACUUAUACAGCAAUGGAGUGUCUCAAGACCCCCUUCAAAGGGAUCGUCAAAGAUGCCAGAGGAAGAGCCGCAUGUUACAAGCAGGACUGGGCUUGUGGGUUUUGUUCAGGCAUGAGGAUUUUGGCCCCAACAGCAUAUAUCUUCUUUGCUUCUGCUCUUCCUGUUAUAGCCUUCGGGGAGCAGCUAAGUCGAGACACCAAUGGCAGUUUAAGUACGGUCGAGACUUUAGCUUCCACUGCUAUAUGUGGGAUUAUCCACUCGAUUUUCGGUGGCCAGCCUCUUUUGAUCUUAGGGGUCGCGGAACCGACAGUUAUAAUGUACACUUAUCUGUACAACUUUGCCAAGGGGAGGUCGGACCUGGGGAGCGAGUUGUAUUUGGCUUGGGUUGGGUGGGUAUGUGUCUGGACAGCAUUACUGCUAUUUCUUCUCGCCAUAUUCAAUGCCUGCACGAUCAUUACGAGAUUCACUAGGAUAGCAGGGGAACUCUUUGGCAUGCUGAUUACUGUUCUCUUCAUGCAAGAGGCCAUCAAGGGGUUAAUCAGCGAAUUCAACAUCCCUAAAGCUGACAACCCAGUUCUAGAGAAGUAUCAAUUCCAGUGGCUCUAUACAAAUGGAUUGCUCGCCAUUAUCUUUGCUAUCAGCCUGCUCUAUACUGCACUCAAGAGCAGAAAGGCAAGGUCUUGGCGAUAUAGCACUGGAUGGUUCCGCGGAUUCAUAGCUGAUUACGGUGUUCCUCUUAUGGUCCUUACUUGGACGUCGUUAUCGUUCGCAGUUCCGAAAAGAGUUCCCGAUGGAGUUCCAAGAAGACUAUUUUGUCCACUCCCCUGGGAAUCUGCUUCUCUGCACCAUUGGACAGUAAUUGAGGAUAUGUGGAAAGUUCCUCCGACAUACAUAUUCGCUGCUUUUAUACCAGCGGUGAUGAUAGCGGGGCUCUAUUUCUUCGACCACAGCGUGGCUUCACAGAUGGCUCAACAGAAGGAGUUCAAUCUCAAGAAACCAUCGGCUUACCAUUACGACAUCUUUUUGCUUGGACUAUUGACAUUGCUAUGCGGAUUACUUGGACUUCCUCCUUCCAAUGGAGUACUCCCACAGUCUCCUAUGCACACUAAGAGUCUGGCUGUUCUCAAUAAGCAGAUGAUUCGAAAGAGGAUGGUUCAGAGCGCAAAGGAAUGCAUGAAGCAACGAGCAACCAAUUCCGAGAUUUAUGGAAAGAUGCAAGAAGUGUUCAUUGAAAUGGACAGGACUCCAACCUUCACUUCCACAGUUAAGGAGUUGCAGGACCUGAAGGAGGCGGUUUUGAAAGCGGAUGAUGGAGAAGACGGAAACACUAAAUUUGACCCCGAGAAGUACAUCGACGCCCACUUGCCCGUCAGAGUCAAUGAGCAAAGGAUGAGCAACCUGCUGCAAUCAUGCCUUGUGGGAAUAUCAGUAUGUGCGAUACCUGUCAUUAAACUAAUACCUACAUCAGUUCUUUGGGGUUACUUCGCCUACAUGGCUAUUGAUAGUCUACCAGGGAAUCAGUUCUGGGAAAGGAUUUUGCUUCUCUUCAUCACCCCUGGUCGACGUUACAAAGUUCUGGAAGGAGUUCAUGCUUCAUUUGUCGAAUCAGUACCGUUCAAAUCCAUCGCAGUGUUUACACUCUUCCAAUUUGUGUAUCUUCUCAUCUGUUAUGGGGUGACGUGGGUGCCUAUUGCUGGCAUAUUGUUUCCAUUGCCAUUCUUCCUUCUUAUAAGCAUAAGGCAGCACAUUCUUCCCAAGCUGUUUAAGCACGAUCAUCUUCACGAGUUGGAUGCUGCCGAGUACGAAGAAAUCGCUGCCACCCCAUACCGCAGUCAAAGCCUCUCAUUCAAGGACAUAAGACCAUCUGAUUCUGGUGAUGAGGACAGCGAAGAAGAUUUCUAUGAUGCUGAGAUAUUGGACGAGAUGACAACAAGUAGAGGCGAGUUGAAGCUCAGAACUGUGAGCUUCAAAGAAGAGAUGCUCUUUCGUGUCCGCCCAGAAGAUGCCUCUCGAGCAUGAUACUUCGAUAAAUUUCCUAAUAUUAUCGAAUAGCAUAGUUUGAGUUCCUCUGUAUAAACUGUUGACAAGAGUAUAACAGGCCAAAGGAAAAGCUGAAGAAAAAGCCAAAAACUGUAGGAUUGAUUGCCUGAAGCAUCUUCCACAGGAUAACCACCUAACGGAAAUUUUUUUUUCCUUACUCAAAAUUUUUAGAGUAUACAUUUGAAGGGGAACUAGAGAUGGGGAUGGAUAUAAGGAUUAAAAAGUGAAAGUAUUGGUAAGAGAUGUAGACAGAAUUUAGCUUGUGCAAGCAUUAUUUGGACUCUAUUGAAUGUCUGAGCUCUACAAUUAAA